GUUGGGUCAUGGGCCUGGAAAGCAGGUUUUUGUACAUGGCAAGCAUAUGCUGUUGUACUGAGCUUCAUCCCUAUACUGAAUUUUGAAAUUUGGUAGAUGGUAUCAUUCUGUUUCCCAUGAUGGCAUGUAUUCAUGACAUCAAUACUGCUCUUGACUUUUGUCAUUGGAUUUCAGGUGCAACGACAUUCUUCCUGCCUAUUGUAUUUGUUUUGAAAUUUUUUUAAUGAAUGUGAGUAUUUUGCCUGUAAGCAUGGAUAUGCAUCAUAUAGGUAACUGGUCCUCACAUUGAUCAAAAGAUGGUCUCAGAAACCCUGAACUUGGAAUAAUGGAUAGUUUUGAUUCCCUAUGUAAAUGUUGGCAAUUGACCGCACCUAUAUGCAAGACCAGCAAGAGUUCAUUACUACAGAGCCUCCUCUCGUGCCCUGUGUUGAUGAUUUAUUAUCAACAUUUAUAUUGCUAAUGUUUUUAUCUGUCCAUUUGUAACUGUUUAAACAUUCAGUGCCUUUUAGAAAGAUCUUAUUCAUGUGACAGAUUAAAGUGGGGUACUUCAGCUUUCUAGAAUAUGAAUACAGAAGUGAAAUGAAUGCACAACUCUUUGUAGAGACUCAGUAAAUAAUCUCUGAGUUCUUUCUAUAUUUUUUGUUUGAUUGAUUGAUUUUUGCACAGGAAACAGGGUCCCAAUAUGUACUUCUGGCUGUCCAAGAACUGAUUGCAUAUACUAGGCUAGCACUCAAUUCAGAGGCAGAUAUACCUGCCUCUCCCGCUGAGUGCUGUGUUUAAAGGAUGAGCCAAUAUACCCAGCUUGUUCAUCUUAUUUUUCUUUUUUGUGCUUAGUAAUAUAAUUUAUCUUAUGUGUAGUCUGUACUGUUGAUGUGUUUACUUGUUUCUCUGUGUUUGUUAAUAGACAUUUCUGUUGCAAGGUCAUAUCCCAUUCAAAAAGUACAGAAAUGACAGAGUUGAACCUCCUAUUCAGUAUUGUUCUAGAGUGACUUGAUGAUUCAAAUAUAAUGUCUGUGUCAUGAAAUAAGUGUGUGGAGCACCAGAAUUACAUACUAUGCUGUCAAAGAAGUAUACAUUUGCAAUGUUGUCAGUGUCAUGCUUCCUGUUGUACCCAUAUAUGGGAUAUUUCAGAAUGCAGUGACCUAUGAUGAUGUGCAUGUCAACUUCACCUGGGAAGAGUGGACUUUGCUGGAUCCUUCCCAGAAGAAUCUCUACAAAGAUGUGAUGUUGGAGACCUACAGGAACCUCACUACUAUAGGAUACAGCUGGGAAGACCAUAAUUUUGAAGAACAUUGUAAAAGUUCUAGAAGACGUGAAAGGCAUGAAAGGAGUCAUACUGGAGAGCAACCUCCUGAAUAUACUCAAUGUAUUAAAGCCUUUGUAUAUGACGAACAUCUUCAAAGGCAUGAAAGAAUACAUACUGAAGAGAAACCCUGUGAAUGUAAUGCAUGUGAUAAAGUCUUUGUACAUCACAGUAGUCUCCAAAUCCAUAUAAGUACCUGUACUGGACAGAAACUCUAUGAAUGUGACGAGUGUGGCAAAGCCUUUGCUCAUUACUGUACUCUUCAAAUACAUAAAAGAAUACAUACUGGAGAGAAACCCUAUGAAUGUAAUCAGUGUGGUAAAGGCUUUACUUCUCACAGCAGUCUCAGAAUACAUAAAAGAACACAUACUGGAGAGAAACCUUAUGAAUGCAAUCAGUGUGGUAAAGGUUUUUCACAACUCAGUCAUCUUCAAAUGCAUAAAAGAACUCACACUGGAGAGAAACCCUAUGAAUGUAAUCAGUGUGGUAAAAUCUUUGCACGUCCCAGUACUCUUCAAGUGCACAAAAGAACACACACUGGAGAGAAACCCUAUGAAUGUAAUCAGUGUGGUAAAUCCUUUGCUUCUCACAGCAGUCUUGGAACACAUAAACGAACACAUACUGGAGAGAAACCCUAUGAAUGUAAUCAUUGUGGUAGAGCCUUUGCUCAUCACUGUACUCUUCAAAGGCAUAAAAAAACACAUACAGGAGAGAUACCCUAUGAAUGCAAUCAGUGUGGUAAAGCCUUUGCACGUCAGAGUGGUCUUCAAAUGCACAAAAGAACGCAUACUGGAGAGAAACCCUACGCAUGUAAUCAGUGUGGUAAAGCCUUUGCACGUCACAGUAAUCUCCAAAUGCACAGAAGGACACAUACUGGAGAGAAACCCUAUGCAUGUAAUCAAUGUGGUAGAGCCUUUGCAGAACAAAGAAGUCUCCAAAUACAUAAAAGAUCACAUACUGGAGAGAAACCUUGUGAAUGUAAUCAGUGUGGUAAAACCUUUGUAUGUCAAAGUAAUCUCCGAAUACAUAAAAGAAGACAUACUUGAGUGAAAUCCUAUGAAUGUAUUCAAUGUGGAAAUGCCUUUGCACAUCAAUGUCAUCUUCAAAGACAUAAAAGUACACAUACUUGAGAGAAAUCCUAUGAAUGUAAUCAAUGUGGUAAAGCCUUUGCCCAACACUGUACUCUUCAAUGGCAUAAGACAACACAUACUGAAGAGAAAACCUAUGAAUGUAAUCAAUGUUGGAAAGCCUUUACACAUCACAGUGAUCUUCAAAAUCAUAAAAGAAUACAUUGGAUGUUAAAACAGCAUGUGGCAGUCAUAGCAGUUGAGAAGCUCUGGGAAAGAUACACCUUAUACACAUGGCAUCCAUGUGGAAAGUCUUAUUGGGGGAAGGGAGAAGGGAAGAGAAGAAAGAAGAGAAAGAAAAAAUGGAAAAAAAGAAGAGAGGACAUGCACACUACCUCAUAACUAGAAAGAGAGGAAGGAAGAGAGAAGUAGAGGGAGGGCUUUUUUCUCAAAGGGGGCUUUACAUAAGAUGACAUGGUCAGGAUGCUGAGCAGGUUCUUUUUGAUAUGGAGAAAUUUAUUCACAGGUAUCGGUGUGUAUCAUAGCUAAAACAAAGCUUUAUUUAACUUCAUGUAAAUAAAAAAUGAAGAAUUGGAUGGUUAGUUAAAAUAGUUGUAUUGGACUCUAAAAUAUGUAAAGUAACCCAUGUUUCUGGCAAUUAUUAAAACUACUCCCUAUGUAAGCAGUUAUGGGUAAAAGGCCUCUUUGCUCUAUGAGAAGUCUAAAAGAUAAAUGUUUAACUGUUGAAAGGCAUGUAUUGUUUGUUAUUUUAUUGCUGUCUUUUUUUCUUGGUUCUAUUUUGUGCUUCAGGAAUUAUAGCUUUAUUUUCAUAUUAUAUUUUCUUGCUAUACUUAUUCCUCUCCUCAAUCUGAAGUGUCACUUCCAGUAUCCUCUGUACUGAUGGUUUGGUGGACAUGAAUUCUUUUUGCCUGCUUAUAUUAUGUCCUCAUGGCUCAGCCUUGGACUUUAUUUUAGUCUUUGCUCAAAGGUUCUCUUCCCAGUUAUACUCACACACAUUUUUCUGUUUUCAGGAUCUAACUCCCCAACAGAUUUCCUUAAUUCUUUAACCAUCUGGACAUUUUUUCCUACCAUGUAUCAUUUUUUAAGGAAGUAUUAUAUUUACAUAUUUUUUGAUUACUAUCAUUCCCCCUAGUAGAACCUAAGAUCCAUAUGGGAAACAAUGUUGUCUCUUUUAUCCACAAUGAUACACAUGUUCCUAUAAUAGCCUCUGGCUCAUAGUAAGUAUCCAAUAAAAGUUUGCAUCAUAUAUGAAUUGCUCAGUGUGACAUCCCCAUGCCAUUGAAGUACAUUUUUAAAUUGAUGAUCAUAUGGAACUUGUCAAAAACUCAGUUUCUGUGUAUAUGGCCUUGUGAAGGAAAAUCAUUUUUCACAUAGAGAGGAAACUGAAAAAGUCCAGAAGAAAAAUAAUCUGUAUGCUCAGUCCACUCUUCUCAAUACCUUGUGAGAGAACUGGAGAAAGCUCAUAGGAAAGAUCAAAUUAUCUGAAAAAAGUAAUGGUGAAUUUCUGACCACAGUUAGGCUACUGAAUUUGAACUCAGCUCUAGUAGCUGCUGUUGAGAGAUGUUGAAACUCCUAAUAACAAGACCUUCCCACUCUCUUCCCUUAAAGGUCUCAGAAUAUUCUAGGAAAUCUACACUAUGGACCAACCCAUUAAAACUCAUGAACAAUUAGAGAGCAUAUCCAAACUAUUGCAUUUGUAUUCUUUGUCAAUGCAUUCCUCCAUGAAUGCAUGGGGAGGACCAAGAUAGUAAUGAAGAGAAGUUCAGCCUUGAGAAAAAAAUUAUUUUCCUAAGAAGAUAGUUUACCUACUGUAAACAAUUAGGUGAGUUUUAUGAGUUACAAGAAAAGGAGAAGUGGGUAGGGAACAAUUUUGAGUGAAACAGAACUUGAACCUACAGUCUUAUGUGAAUAUUAUAUGAAUUGAAAAAUUAAAGUAACAGUAAAGAUAUUUUUUAAA
This is a messenger RNA of Peromyscus leucopus (white-footed mouse), 4348 nucleotides long. RefSeq names its product zinc finger protein 431-like. The record is from RefSeq and is a predicted model, not a curated record. The transcript has 3 exons. Gene Ontology annotation, biological process: regulation of transcription by RNA polymerase II. NCBI's taxonomy places the organism in Eukaryota, Metazoa, Chordata, Mammalia, Rodentia, Cricetidae. Bases 1096 to 2349 code for a protein of 417 amino acids. Gene Ontology annotation, molecular function: RNA polymerase II cis-regulatory region sequence-specific DNA binding; DNA-binding transcription factor activity.